AUGCUGUAUAACACUAUAUGGGCGCUUGUGCUCUUUUUAAGCACUGUGUCUGGAUAUGCUAAUCCUGGAGCAUGCUCGGGUACCUGCGUUAAUACGCACGAUCCGUCUAUCAUUCGACGAUCCGAUGGCACAUACUUUCGCUUCUCUACAGGAGGCAAGAUAGCGGUUCAUACCGCGCCAGAUAUUACAGGACCAUGGACGUAUAAGGGUGCAGCACUCCCGUCGGGGUCGUCAAUCGAUCUCGGAGGGAACCAGGACCUAUGGGCUCCUGAGGUUGCUUUAGUUGGCAACACUUAUUACUUGUACUACUCAGUUAGUAAAUUUGGCGUGCAAGACUCUGCCAUUGGUGUUGCCACUUCGUCUAGCAUGGACGUGGGCACAUGGAAAGAUUUAGGAUCAACGGGGAUCCGCUCGUCAUCUGGGAAGCCGUAUAACGCAAUCGACCCUAACCUCAUCAAUGUUAACGGAGCUUACUUCAUCACUUUUGGUAGCUUCUGGAAAGACAUUCACCAAGUAGCCAUGAAGAAUCCGCCCAAGGCUGUGGCGAGCGGUGCCAGUGCAGCUCAAGUUGCUUUUGACCCUGUUAAGACCGAUGAAGAGGGCGCCUUCGUAUUUAAACACGGCAACUACUAUUAUCUCUUCUUCAGCAAAGGCAAAUGUUGUGGUUAUGAUACAAGCCGGCCAGCUACCGGUGAAGAAUAUAAGAUUCUAGUCUGCCGGUCUACCUCUGCAACUGGUGGGUUCGUGGAUGCGAGUGGCAAAGCCUGCACUAACAGUGGUGGAACCGUGGUCCUGGAAUCCCAUGGAAAUGUAUAUGGACCUGGAGGACAAGGAGUUUACGAUGACCCUGUGCAUGGACCAAUCCUUUAUUACCACUACGUUAAUACCAGCAUUGGCUUUGCGGAUGGUCAGAAGCAGUUUGGAUGGAACACCAUCAACUUUUCUAGCGGUUGGCCUGUUGUAUAA
This is a messenger RNA of Daldinia loculata, 966 nucleotides long. RefSeq names its product glycoside hydrolase family 43 protein. Gene Ontology annotation, molecular function: arabinan endo-1,5-alpha-L-arabinosidase activity. Bases 1 to 966 code for a protein of 321 amino acids. Lineage: Eukaryota; Fungi; Ascomycota; Sordariomycetes; Xylariales; Hypoxylaceae. The record is from RefSeq and is a predicted model, not a curated record. Gene Ontology annotation, biological process: carbohydrate metabolic process. The transcript is spliced from 3 exons.